This is a messenger RNA of Aspergillus wentii DTO 134E9, 749 nucleotides long. RefSeq lists its product as uncharacterized. The record is from RefSeq and is a predicted model, not a curated record. Bases 245 to 697 code for a protein of 150 amino acids. Lineage: Eukaryota; Fungi; Ascomycota; Eurotiomycetes; Eurotiales; Aspergillaceae. The transcript has a single exon.
AAGUACUGACUCAGGAGUACAGACAGACACUGUUUGAUGAUACAAUUUGAAUAUUUCAGAUAUGCAGUAACAACCAUCCACCCACUGAGCGAUAUCUGGCUAUACGAACAUCGCCAUCACAUAUAACAAUCAAAAACGUACCGUAACACAGAUAGACACGCAAGAAACCAGCGGCGGCCGCGUUUUGCUUUUUAGAGAAAUCUUGGGGCGUGAUGUGAGUGUUCUAUACUUGUUAUCCACAUUGAUGCCAACAUCUACACAGGAUGAAUCUAUUCAAUCCAAUUCCUUACACCGCAGCCAACAAAACGGACGUGGACGCAGUAGUCCCGGCAUGCCAUUCUGGACAGUUGAACACCAUCUGGGACACGUAACUUUUGGCUGGUUUAUAUGGGCUACGAUUUUCGUGACACAGUGCAAAGGAUACAUGUUCCAUGUCACUCGAUUCGACUCCAGCAUGAUGAGAAGCAGCGCACAUCAUCCCAGAUUGUUCUGGCCUGCACUACAUGUCUUUCUGUCAACACGGGCGCUGAGGUUCAUGUCGGUCUACAUCCCAUCACGAAAAUUAUCCUAUCUAUCUCAUUUUCGCGUCCUUGAUUUGGGGUCUCAUUAUAUGUCUCACAUUUCAGCAAUGUCGAUCCAGUCACGAAAAAUACUAUACGGAAGCGCAAACCCGCAACACAGCUCGUCCAUGCCAUGACGCGUACGUUCUGGUCGAUCAGAAAUGGUAUCACGCACCGAUAAUUGCUCUU